AUGCAAGCUCUUUACGCCUUCAAGAAGGCAAGACCCGUUUUGUACAACGAAAUUGAGGCUCCGUGCGAACUACGAUCGCUGCGCAGCGAUUCUCCAGAGCGCUACAGCGUCCCGAAUGGUGCCCCACCGCCGCCGUUUAGCUUUGACUUUGUUGAGGUGGGCCCCCGACUGGGCUGGAGAUGGACAAACGAAAAGCAGGGUGGAUGCUGUGAAAUCCAAUGGCUCGAUCCAGAACCAUACGAAGGAGGCUUCGAUGACUGCACUGUGUACCUGAAGCGGUAUUCUGAGAUUCGACAGGAGGAUGUCAACAGCUUUCGCGGGUUUCUUCAGCCUCCUACUCGCGAACAGUAUCUUGCGCGUCGCAACUCUGACAGGCACGACAGCUCCGUAGUGUAG
Messenger RNA from Seminavis robusta, 396 nucleotides. NCBI's taxonomy places the organism in Eukaryota, Bacillariophyta, Bacillariophyceae, Naviculales, Naviculaceae. The record is from the annotation of a GenBank genome assembly.